Messenger RNA from Amaranthus tricolor (Joseph's coat), 1254 nucleotides. RefSeq names its product probable galacturan 1,4-alpha-galacturonidase SALK6. Gene Ontology annotation, molecular function: polygalacturonase activity. The transcript has 4 exons. Gene Ontology annotation, biological process: carbohydrate metabolic process. Bases 1 to 1254 code for a protein of 417 amino acids. The record is from RefSeq and is a predicted model, not a curated record. Lineage: Eukaryota; Viridiplantae; Streptophyta; Magnoliopsida; Caryophyllales; Amaranthaceae.
AUGGCACCCAAACCAAACCUUCCUAUGUUUUUCAUCCUAUUUCAUUUGCUUAUCGUAGCAAUUAAUGGUGCCGAGACAGCCCCCGGUGGUGGCUCUGUAUUUGAUAUAACCAAGCAUGGAGCGAAGCCUAAAGCUAAUCCAACAAAGGGAUUUAUGGCUGCUUGGAAUGCGGCUUGUGCAUCGACAACUCCAAGCAAAGUGUUGGUUCCUAAAGGUACAUAUGACUUACAUGCACUUAAGCUUGAGGGUCCAUGCAAGUCGAGAGUUACUAUAGAAAUCUUGGGAAACUUCAAGGCCCCUGCAGAUCCAGCUCAAUUUAAGGGUGAAGAUACAUGGGUUAAGAUCGAACGUAUUGAUGGUUUGACUAUCACAGCUCCUAACGGUGCUGGAAUUUUUGAUGGUCAAGGACAAGUAGCCUGGAAAACAAAUGAUUGCUCCAAAACUGGAAAAUGUGAUAAACUUCCUUAUAAUUUUAGGUUCAAUUUCUUGACAAAUACAACUAUUAACGGCAUAACCUCUCUGAACAGCAAGUUAUUUCACAUGGCAAUUUUAGGGUGCAAACAACUAAAAAUGAACAGCAUUACAGCAAUAGCACCAAAAGAAAGUCUAAACACCGAUGGAAUUCACAUAGGACGUUCAGAUGGAGUGAAUAUAACAGGUGCACAUAUUAGCACAGGGGAUGACUGUGUUUCCAUUGGAGACGGUGCUAAGAACGUCCAUAUCGAGCAGAUUAUUUGUGGGCCGGGACAUGGUAUCAGUGUAGGAAGUCUAGGAAGGUACCCUAAUGAGGAACCAGUACAGGGUGUCACUGUAAAGGGUUGUGUCCUCAAAAACACAGACAAUGGUGUUAGGGUAAAGACAUGGCAUAACUCUUACACAGGAAAAGUGACUGGCCUACAUUUUGAGGACAUCAAGGUUGAAAAUGUAUUGAAUCCUAUCAUUGUUGAUCAAGAAUAUUGCCCCUACAAUCAUUGCAAACAAAAGACACCAUCCAAAGUGAAGCUUAGUGACAUCAGAUUCAAGAAUGUGAGGGGUACAUCGGCCACAAAGGAAGCUGUGAAGGUGGUUUGUAGCAGUGGUGUGCCAUGUGAUAAGAUACAGCUCACAGACAUUGACUUGAAAUACAGUGGCAAAGAUGGUCCUGCGGUCUCUAUGUGUAAAAAUGUGAAACCUAUCAUAACAGGAAAGCAAAACCCACCUGCUUGUGAUGCACCUGCUACCCUAGCAAAGAUUACUAUAAACUCCCAUUCCUAA